Monoraphidium neglectum is the source of this 240-nucleotide messenger RNA. RefSeq lists its product as hypothetical. Lineage: Eukaryota; Viridiplantae; Chlorophyta; Chlorophyceae; Sphaeropleales; Selenastraceae. The transcript has 2 exons. The coding region runs from base 1 to 240 and encodes 79 amino acids. The record is from RefSeq and is a predicted model, not a curated record.
AUGGUGACCAGCGUUUACGCGGGCCUGCUGGUGCUGCGCAACCCCUACAUCUACGCCGUGCUCACCGUCCUCACGGUGCUGCCCCAGAACUCAAAUGUCACCAGCCUGAACAACCUGGUGCUGCUCUUCUACGAGUCCGGCCUGUUCACCAGCUUCGCCGAGGCGGUGACGUGCGUCCGGCUGGUGACGUGGCUGUCCAUGGGCUUCAUGGUGCUGAGCUUCAGCCUGGUGUAUGCGUGA